AUGCCGCCGAGCCCACCCCGAAGACUGAGGAACGUCGUCGUCGCCGCCGCCGUCGACGCCUCUGCGGCUGCUGCGACCGCGCCCCGCGGGGGCUUUUCAGGCGCUUCCCGGCCUCAGGGGAAGCAAAAUGUCCCAUUUCUCUCACGGGCAAUUUGGGCCUCCGAGCUCGAAGAAAAACUCGCAAGUGGCAAGGCCAGCGGGCUGGUCUUCGGGGACAGCGUCCCGUGUCGCGGCCGCCAGUCCACCCUGGAGGCCGCCAGCGCAACGGAGCGCGGGACGAGGAGCCCAAGCCGGGGUGGGUGGCGGCCCCGCACCUGUCCCGACAAGCACGCUGCGGGGCCAAGUGCGGGCAGCCUGCGUCAGGCGCCAGCCCCCGCCUCCCGCGGCCGGAACCCGCGUGGCCGCGCUGAGUGGACGGCGCGGCCUCCAGUUAACCCGCGCGGCGCGGUGACCCUGUUGCCCCUGCGACCCCGGGGCACCCCAGUGGAAGCAGCCACGCAAACGGGCGAUGACCGCACAGAGGCAAACCCGCCACCCCAGACUCCGGCGUCAGGGGCAGGAGCCACCCACGGCUGGAGAAGUCGGCCAGGCCACCAUCCCCCACUAGCUGCCACCUCGCUCACCCUCCUCACUUUGACCUACAGGAUAUGGGUCCGCCUCCUUUAUUUUCACCUGACACCAUCCCCUGCUUGUCUUGUGCUGCCCAUUCACACUGGCCUUCUUUAUGUUUCCCCAGGACACUAAGCUCUUUUCUGCCACAGGGCCUUUGCUGUCAUGGUACACUCUCUCUGGACUCUUCCCCCUCCCCCCGCCCCUCAGUUCUCAAGGCUCAGCUCAAACGGCCUGUAAGCACAGAGGUCUCGUCAUAGCAGCCUUGUUAAAGUAGAGCCCUCUACUCUCCUAUUGCCUGGUUUUACUGUUUGAUACCCCAUAUCACUACAUGAAAUGAUCUACUAUUGAUGUGUUU
This is a messenger RNA of Prionailurus viverrinus (fishing cat), 967 nucleotides long. Its product is annotated as translation initiation factor IF-2-like. Bases 1 to 744 code for a protein of 247 amino acids. Lineage: Eukaryota; Metazoa; Chordata; Mammalia; Carnivora; Felidae. The record is from RefSeq and is a predicted model, not a curated record. The transcript is spliced from 3 exons.